This is a messenger RNA of Cydia amplana, 2546 nucleotides long. It is a transcript of the gene flw, whose product is annotated as serine/threonine-protein phosphatase PP1-beta catalytic subunit. Bases 114 to 1088 code for a protein of 324 amino acids. Gene Ontology annotation, molecular function: protein serine/threonine phosphatase activity. The transcript is spliced from 7 exons. Gene Ontology annotation, cellular component: nucleus; cytoplasm. The record is from RefSeq and is a predicted model, not a curated record. Lineage: Eukaryota; Metazoa; Arthropoda; Insecta; Lepidoptera; Tortricidae.
UGUGCUGUACCUUAGUCCAUUCUAAUUGGAUGAGUGUAAAAAAUAAAAAUCACAAGUUUGCUCGCAGCGGUGGUUGUCGAAAGAUUUUGACGUAAAUUAUUCGUGUAGUAAAUAUGGCUGACGAACUCAAUGUUGACAGUCUAAUUCACAGGCUUUUAGAAGUUCGAGGAUGCAGGCCUGGGAAGACGGUUCAGAUGUCCGAGUCGGAGGUGCGUGGGCUGUGCACCAAGUCCCGGGAAAUAUUUCUGCAACAGCCAAUACUACUGGAAUUGGAGGCACCGCUAAAAAUUUGUGGUGAUAUUCAUGGCCAGUACACAGAUUUACUACGCCUGUUCGAAUACGGGGGUUUCCCGCCAGAGGCCAACUAUCUUUUCCUCGGCGACUACGUGGACCGCGGCAAGCAGUCGCUGGAAACCAUAUGCCUCCUGCUCGCAUACAAGAUCAAAUAUCCAGAGAAUUUCUUCCUUUUGCGAGGCAACCAUGAGUGCGCUAGUAUAAACCGCAUUUACGGUUUCUACGACGAGUGCAAACGCCGGUACAACAUAAAGCUAUGGAAGACGUUCACAGACUGCUUCAACUGCCUGCCCAUCGCGGCCAUCAUCGACGAGAAGAUAUUCUGUUGCCACGGAGGCCUGUCGCCGGAUCUGCAGGGCAUGGAGCAGAUUAGGAGGAUAAUGAGACCUACUGAUGUGCCUGAUACAGGUCUGCUUUGCGAUUUGCUGUGGUCAGAUCCAGACAAGGACGUCCAAGGGUGGGGUGAAAACGAUCGCGGUGUGUCAUUCACAUUCGGACCCGAUGUUGUCAGCAAAUUUCUCAAUAGACAUGACUUGGAUCUCAUUUGUCGAGCCCAUCAGGUAGUAGAAGAUGGCUACGAAUUCUUUGCGAAAAGGCAACUUGUCACGCUAUUUUCCGCCCCCAAUUACUGUGGCGAGUUUGACAAUGCCGGUGGCAUGAUGUCCGUUGACGAGACGCUUAUGUGCUCGUUCCAGAUAUUGAAACCAUCUGAGAAAAAGGCGAAAUAUCAGUACAAUGGUAUCAACAGUGGCAGGCCCGCCACGCCACAGCGGUCGCCGCCCAAAAAGAAAUAACUGACGUUUGGGAUCCAGUGUACUGCACAGUGAGACGAAUGCUACAAAAUAAUUGAUUAUAUCAUGUAUUAUAAUUAUUAUUUAGUGCGGUCACUGGACAGAGCCGAGUAUGUCAUGGAUUGUUAAAAUUAUUUAUCAAUUUGCUUGUGCCUUCUUAUUUUUAAUUUUUAUUAUUAAUGUGAGUGAUAUUAAUUUAUGGAUUUAGUUCUACAGAGAUUUCGUGGAUGAGCAAGCAUGAUCUAUUCGGCGAUGCCUCGUGACUUCUGCUUUUUCGAUCCCCAGUUUGACACAAGUUUUACGAUCGGAUUGCCACUUAUUGUGUUUGACAUGUUGGUGUCCUACUUAAAUUGUUUUGUUGAUUUUAAAGAGUUUGAAGUGGCAAGUAAUUCUAAAGAUGCGGGCAUUGGACAAGAAAAUCGUAGUUACAUUUUCACAUUACAGUCAUGGUUAUUGAGUUGUAGUGGAUCGAAAGCACAUUCGCUUUGUUUAUUCUGUAACUAAUGUGCCUAUAAAUGUAAAGUAUAUUAUUAUAGGUAUCGUAUAAGUGACGAUAAUAGUUGUUUCGAAAAGAUAUUAUUUAAAUUUGUUUAUGUUUAAAAAGGUCGUCCCUUAGAUUAUAUUAUAUUUCUGGUUUGACUUGAAGUACACAUUUGGUUGCUUAGAAAGCCAGUCGGGAAAGGAAUGCUGGCUCAUUGCUAUCACUACGGCGGGGAGAGUAGUCCCAGUGAAAUUAAUGAUAUUUUGCACUCAGUAUUACUCUUACAAAAUAAGUAGAUAAUCUAAAAUUUGUUUUGUUGUACAAAUUGGCAUUGAUCUCCUUAUUGAGGCUUUUCCCUUCGCAGCUUACAGUAUGUUAGAUAAACCAAUAUCAGUUGAGGUGAUAGAGCAGUGGUAGUCCUCGCAACAAUAGUGCAAUUGCUAUAUUAUAACAUAAAAUUAUAUGCAAAAGUUGCAUUGUACAAUUAUAUUUUUAGCUAUGUUAACAAUAUCAAAUAAUUUUCAUGAAUAAAUAUUGCUAUUAAAAAUAAUAAGUUUAUUUUGUUUUAUUUUCAGUUAGGUUUGCAUUUAAGGUAACUUUCAUUUUGUAACAUUGUAGUUUAAUGAAUGGUGUAUGAACUUUGUAUGUACUCUCCUUUCAAAGUAUAUUUUCUUCAUUAUCAUUCAGUGGAAGCUUUUCUUUAUCAAUUUAAUAUUAAAAUUCAAGUAUACUUAGUCCUCAUUUUGUGUAUUCUCUAAGUAGUUAGCGGGUAAACAUUCACUCCAAGAUUACACCUGUGUUAACUCAUCAGUGUGAUAUUAUACAUUUAAAAUUUUAUUACCUAUUUUCAUCUACAUCUUAGUAAAAGUAUUACAUAGAUUCUGAAGUAAUUGAGUUGAAUAAAUACACUUAUUAUUAAAAUUCACUGUACUUUUUCUCAGGUGUGUACAAUUUUCUGAAAUAUAAAUUUUAUUCCAAUA